AUGAUGGACGAUGCCACUUGCCAUGUCGUCUACGUGAACCGCCAGGUUCGCCAGGACAGGCUUAUCCGACCUAAUGCGCACGAUGAUCAGCCAAUAGACGCAACCGAAGCCGACGUGCGGGAGAAUGUCGAUGUUCAGAAAGACGCAGACUUGUUACUGGAAACCUUUGGAGAGGUCUAUCUUUGUUCCACCGGCUCGGCCUGUAUUUCUACGCUCUUCCAGCUUUCGGACGAGUCCAUGAUGGACCUCACACCAACUCUGGUUCUCAUUGAUGUUCCCCACGACGAACGGCUACCCAGGAUCCGGUCCCGAUCUAGAUCGGCGUCGCCGCAUUCUCGCCCGACUACUGCCGACAUCAACAUUCAUACACCUGAGGAGGACAUCUACGGCCUCAAAUUGCUGCAAAGGAUCAUGACUGAGUCACAUCUCCGUAGCUUAUCGAAGCUGAUCGUACCGAUACCCAUCGUGAGCUUCUCAUCUCACGAGGAUGGUAGCGUAACAGAUCCAACUAGCGAUGAUGCGAAACCCAAGUCUUCAGCGUCAGUUGAUCGACGCCUAAUCAUUCGCUGUCUGGACCUGGGAGCCGUCGACGUCAUCAUCAGUCCUUUACAUCUCAAGUCCAUCACGAGUCUAGAAAUCCAUGCUUAUCGGGCACACAAGGAUGCGGCCCGAGAACAGCAGGAAAUGCUUGAAGUACGUCGCGGCAGAAAGCGGUCGUGGGUCGGCGUGAAUGAGGAGAAACCGUUUUCCUAUCUCAGGGAAGCCAUGGUAUCCGGACUCAUGAGGGGUAUUUGCCGGUCGGGCGCGGACUCAGAUGAUGAUCGGAUCUCCAAUGUCAGCAUUGCCGUCUCCACCGAUCGCCAAGCUGCGGUCGCUGCUGCCGUUGGUCAGUGGCAUUUCUGCGCGCACAGUUUCACGGAUGACGAGCUUCUCGUUGCGGCCAUGGUAAUGUUCAAGCAUGCUUUGUCAAUGCCCGAGUUGGAUCGCUGGCGGAUACCGACAGACCAGCUCAUAAGCUUCUUGGUCGCGUGUCGGGCUGCAUACAACAAUUUUGUUCCCUAUCACAACUUCCGUCAUGUCGUCGAUGUUCUACAGGCUACUUUCCACUUUCUGGUUCGUGUUGGUAUUCUCGCACCAUAUCCCGCCGAUCCACUGGCGGGUCAAAGCCCGCCGCAGAGUUCCCCAAUGGCAAGCCUGCUCCAUCCGUUCGACGGCUUGACGCUUUUGAUCACGGCAAUAGGGCAUGACGUCGGCCACCCUGGUGUCAACAACGGAUUUUUGGUCACCCUCAAUGCCCCUUUGGCUCAAUUGUACAAUGACAGAUCAGUACUCGAAUCAUUCCAUUGCGCCGCCUAUUCUCAGAUUCUUCGAAGGUACUGGCCAAGUGUUUUUGAAGACACCAAGAUGAGGCACCUCAUGAUCAGCUCCAUCCUUGCCACGGAUAUGGGGCUGCACUUCGAUUACAUGAAGAGGCUCGGAGAUACCCAGGACAAGCUGGAUGUUGACAAUACAACUGAUGGUUGGAAUGGUCGCAUGCAGGAGGAGCAAAAGGCUCUGGUAUGCUCACUGCUCAUCAAAUGUGCAGAUAUCAGUAACGUGGCGAGGAAACACGAAACCGCAUUGAAGUGGAUGUACAUUCUGUCGGAUGAGUUCUCUCGACAGGCCUCCAUGGAGAGCGAACUGGAAAUCACGUCAUCUCUCCUGUCACCUCCGAAGAAGGACUUGAUCUCACUGUCUAAGGCUCAGCUGAGCUUCAUGAACCUAUUCGCCAUCCCUCUCUUCCAGGGAGUAGCGGACAUAUUGCCAGCGAUGAAGUACACUGUUGACGAGCUCGAAAUCAAUAAAGGUCUUUUCGAGCAACGCAUUCGGGAAGAGCAGGCGAAGGAGGAUCCCAUCCGCAAAAGACUUCUCCGCAACGAUGGCGCCUUUUCCCCACGAACUAUGAGUUUGGCGGGCGGGCAAGAAGGAAGCAGAGACUCCAUGACCCCCCGGGUGACCACACCUCUGGCAGAGCUUCCCAUGCCGCCUCCGAUGUUGGACGAGUCAAAGCAAGAAGAUGACGGGCUUUCCCCCGAGCCGACGGGUUCGGAGCGUACAACAGCUCAUAUCACUGACAUCCCGGAGCCGGAGGAUCCUAAGGAGGUGAACGGCAUCGUAACGUCAUUUGAUUCGGUGGCCGACUUUGCAGCAAGCGAUCCCUUUCACUGCAGGGAUAGGGCUAGUAGCUCGCCGGAUAAUCAUCACGGUCAUAACGGCAAACAGCGGUGUAGCGAAACGACAGACGGCAGCACCACUGGCCCGUACACCGGGGACUGGGCUUCGCAGGCAACAAGUGCCACCACCGGCAAGAUGCCUCUAUCGCCAAGCACUCAAGGCACUAGCAUUGUCAGCAGAGAGUCGACGGAGCAGCUUCCGGGUGUGCCUACGAUUUCGGAGCCAAAGCCAUUCGUUGAAGCCAAACCCGAGUCUACUUAUCUCGAUCACGACGUCAACGGCUCUCACAUGUCAAACGGGUCUUUUGGCAAAACAGAAGGUGGCAAGGUGGUGAAGAAGAAAUCUAGUAGAUUCCGCAUGAAUGCCUUCCAAUUCUUUAGGCGGAACAGAGCGUCGAGCCCGUCCAUGUCGGUGGCCGACACAGCGACCUGA
This is a messenger RNA of Colletotrichum orchidophilum, 2646 nucleotides long. RefSeq names its product 3'5'-cyclic nucleotide phosphodiesterase. Lineage: Eukaryota; Fungi; Ascomycota; Sordariomycetes; Glomerellales; Glomerellaceae. The transcript is spliced from 4 exons. Bases 1 to 2646 code for a protein of 881 amino acids. The record is from RefSeq and is a predicted model, not a curated record. Gene Ontology annotation, biological process: signal transduction. Gene Ontology annotation, molecular function: 3',5'-cyclic-nucleotide phosphodiesterase activity.